Saccharomyces eubayanus is the source of this 930-nucleotide messenger RNA. It is a transcript of the gene SOL2, whose product is annotated as Sol2p. The transcript has a single exon. The record is from RefSeq and is a predicted model, not a curated record. The coding region runs from base 1 to 930 and encodes 309 amino acids. Gene Ontology annotation, biological process: carbohydrate metabolic process; pentose-phosphate shunt. Lineage: Eukaryota; Fungi; Ascomycota; Saccharomycetes; Saccharomycetales; Saccharomycetaceae. Gene Ontology annotation, molecular function: 6-phosphogluconolactonase activity.
AUGACUACGACGGUGCCCAAGAUAUUCGCGUUCCACGAGUUCUCAGGCGUGGCGGAAGCCGUGGCAGACCAUGUGGUCCACGCCCAGGACAGCGCACUGGCCCCCAAGAGCGAGAGGAAGCAUUCCGUGACCAACCUCAGCGUGAAUGCGUUGGACAUGACCAGAGAGGUGUCCUGCAAAAGUACUGCGUCAGCUUCGGAGGUCAAGAAUGGUGGCAGCAGCAGCAACAGCAAGGCUAAGAAGGAGAAGCGAUUCAAGAUUGCGCUGUCCGGUGGGUCGCUGAUCCAGGUGCUGCACGAGGGCCUGCUUAAGCGGGAGGACGUGCUGUGGGGGAAGUGGGACAUCUACUUUGCAGAUGAGAGGCUAGUGCCCUUCAGCUCGAACGAGAGUAAUUACGGGUGUGCCAAGCGGAAGAUACUUGACCAGAUAGACACGGCAAAGUACGGGACGCCGAAGGUGUACCACAUCGACGAGUCGCUGAUCGACGACCCACAGGAGUGUGCAGACAACUACGAGAAGGUGCUUAUCCGCGGGUUCGCAGGUAGGGACUCCGUCAAGCUUCCGAUGUUCGACCUGUUUCUGCUCGGGUGUGCUCCCGAUGGCCACAUUGCAUCGCUGUUCCCGAACUUCCAGGACAGUCUGCGUGAGAAGCUGGCGUGGGUCGUGCCCGUGGAGAACGCUCCCAGCGGGCCCUCGACCAGGAUCUCGCUGACCAUCCCCGUGAUCUGCCACUCGCACAGAGUCACGUUCGUCGUUGAAGGUGCCACUAAGGCCCCUGUGAUCAAGACCAUCAUGGAGCGGCCCGAGAAGGGCCUACCCAGCAGCAUCGUCAACGAGGGUGCUGCCGGUCGUGUGUCGUGGUUUGUCGACGACGACGCCCUCACUGACGUGCUUGUCACCAAAAAGAAGUACAAGUUCCAUCCGGCUUAG